This is a messenger RNA of Frieseomelitta varia, 4696 nucleotides long. It is a transcript of the gene Ance-3, whose product is annotated as angiotensin-converting enzyme. The transcript is spliced from 13 exons. Gene Ontology annotation, molecular function: metallopeptidase activity; peptidyl-dipeptidase activity. Gene Ontology annotation, cellular component: plasma membrane. Gene Ontology annotation, biological process: proteolysis. The record is from RefSeq and is a predicted model, not a curated record. Bases 58 to 2073 code for a protein of 671 amino acids. Lineage: Eukaryota; Metazoa; Arthropoda; Insecta; Hymenoptera; Apidae.
AACAGUGUCCAGAAGGAAUAAUUGUCUCUGUCAUAGCGUCGUAUUCAUGCAAAGAUAAUGUUCGCUUGGAUCCUUUUCGGUUUACUCUGCCUGGUCUCCGGCCAGCUAGAUCUACCCCCUCUAAACGAAGAUUCUCGUAACAAUUUUGGGAGACGAUUUCCACCCACAGAAGCGCAGUUACAAGAUGUUUUAGCCAGAUUAGAUUUCCUUGGUACCGAAAGAUGCAGUGCCAAUGUGGCAGGACAGUGGGCUUACGAAACGGACGUGAACGAGUACACGCAGCUGCAGGCGCUGGAAGCUCAGAGGAUAUACGCAGACUUUCAAAAUCAGGCCUGGUUCUGGAUUUCGAGGAUCGACAAAGAUAACAUUAGGGAUCCUGUGAUCAGAAGACGUCUCAGAUAUUUAUCUGUGGUUGGACCAUCUGCUCUUCCACCGGAUCAAUUGGACAGGUACAAUAGCGUGAUCAACGACAUGCUGGCGGUGUACAACGAUGCCAGUAUUUGCGCGUACAACGAUCCCUUCCGGUGCGGGCUGCGGCUCUAUCCAGAUAUAUCGCAAAUUAUGGCAAAAAGCCGCAAUUGGGACGAAUUGCAAUAUGUUUGGGCAGAAUGGAGAAGACGUAGUGGAAUGAGGAUCAAGGAUCUCUAUCAACAACUUGUUACGUUAAACAAUGAAGCAGCUAGGCUAAACAAUUUUACCGAUGCAGCCGAAUAUUGGAUGUUCCCCUAUGAGUCUCCUAAUCUACAACAAGACAUCGAGGAAGUGUGGGAAAUGAUACGUCCUCUUUACGAAGAGUUACACGCGUACGUUCGAAGGAAAUUGAGGGAUUUAUAUGGACCAGAGAAGAUCGGCACUCAUGCUCCUCUUCCAGCUCAUAUUCUUGGUAACAUUUGGGCGCAGUCGUGGACCAACAUCAUCGACAUCACAACACCGUAUCCAGGGAAAUAUUACCUAGACGUGACGCAGGAAAUGCAGGCACAGGGUUACACGCCUAUUGAGAUGUUCAGGAUCGCGGAAGAAUUCUAUCUGUCCUUGAACCUGAGCGCGAUGCCGCCGGAAUUCUGGGCCGGAAGUAUAAUCGUGGACCCUGGAGAUCGGCCUUUGAUUUGCCAGGCUUCCGCUUGGGACUUUUGCAAUCGUUUAGACUACAGAAUUAAAAUGUGCACCAAGAUCACAAUGAAGGAUUUAAUCACGGUGCAUCACGAGAUGGCUCACAUUCAAUAUUUCUUACGCUACAGUGGAUUGCCUCGUGAAUUCAGAGACGGCGCCAAUCCAGGAUUUCACGAAGCUGUGGGUGAAGCCGUGGCCCUUAGCAUUGGCACUCCCCGUCACCUUCAAACUCUCAGUUUGGGAAGCAAGUACAUCGACGAGCCCACAGCGGAUAUAAAUUACCUAUUCUCUCUGGCGAUGGAUAAAUUAGUGAUGCUGCCGUUUAGCAUCGCGAUGGACAGAUGGCGGUGGGACGUCUUCCGUGGUUACAUCAGCAGGGAAGAGUACAACUGCCACUGGCAUCGAUUGAUGGAACAAUACGCUGGAAUCAAGCCGCCUGUUCUGAGAACCGAGGAUGACUUCGAUCCUGGUGCCAAGUAUCACAUACCAGCGAAUAUUCCUUACAUUCGGAAUUUCGUGGCAGGGGUCCUCCAGUUCCAACUGUAUCGCGCGCUGUGUCAAGCAGCUGGACAAAGGUACGACGAUGAUCCCAGGAGGCCUUUGCACAGAUGCGACUUCUACAGGAGUCCGGACGCUGGCAGGAUAUUGGGAAAAAUUAUGGAGAGAGGCUCGUCGAUCCCGUGGCAGGAGACGCUCCGAGAAGCUAUAGGCGAGGACAGACUGGACGCGUCCGCGCUCAGAGAGUACUUCAGGCCUCUCGAAGAUUGGCUGAGAACGGAGAACUUGAGAACCAGCGACAUCGUCGGCUGGUCUUACGACGGAGAUUACUGCAAGCGCAGCAUCGAGACCGCCGGUCUGCAGGUCUACGGAAGCGGAUUCUACGGCAAAGCGACGACGACGAGCGCGACGACAAUCCUGCCGGCGAUCACGAUGAUUCUCUCAACGAUUUCGAUACUUCAUUAAUAAAGGAGAGAUUUUUUUUUUUACGGAACAGUGAGUCGAAUGUUCAAACAAGGUUAUGCAAUUCCGAACGUUUGAAAACACUUUUCCCCUUCUUCGGGAUAGAGAAACCUCCCGAUCAACCAAUACAGUCAGAAACCAAAAAAAAAGAAGGACCAAAUAAGAUGUACGAUGUUAGGUUGGUGUGUAUGAAAUGUGUCUUUUUUUUUCUUUUUUUUUUUUAAUUUAGAUUUAACGCUAAAACUACCGACAAAUAAAGCAUAAAAUUUCCAUCAGAGACAUUAAAGUAAAUGAAACCAGAAAAUCUUUAUGAUAAAACAGGGUACGCAAGCUUCUGUUUAUGUAUUUUACGAGAAAUCAAGUCUCUAAAAAUACACUGUUUUAUAUCUAACAAACUGUUUUCUAAAAUAUCUAACAAAAGUUAUCAAUUGGUCAUUUUGACUGCUUUGGUAGUUCUAAUGUUGAAACUGGAACUGUAAAGUAAAGUGAAUUUUUUAGAGAAAUCUUAUAGACUUGCAAUGAUACAUUUUCCGAUAUCUGAGUAAUUUCUCAAUAAAAGCUUGUGUUCUUCAACACGUAUUCAAACACGUUUUCCUGUUCCAUGUAAUUUAAUUUCUCUGAUGCAAGUUUUACACUUUAAUCAUCGAUGAUUCUAUUAGAGACACCUCGAUUAAAAUAACUAGUUCCCAAAUUCCAGUUUCUGAAUUCUGAAUAAUUUACAAACUUUCUAAAUUUCAUUUGUCGCGAAUUGAAACAUUAAAUUUCAUUUUGUUACGUGCGAUCAGUAACAAAUUUUUAUGAUAAAAAAAAAUUUGCUAGACGAGCUUGAAAGGAAAAAGCGACUAGACUGACCUAACGCCUAAACAGAGCGGUAAAAGCUCGAUCGAGAACGAGCGAUUUUCACGCGAAAGAGAAGGCGUCGAGUUGGAAACGUCGCGUGCGUCCUCUAAUUAUCGUUAUUGUUGUAAGUAUCCGUUGCUAAUUUAACCGCGAGCCGUGACAAUCGUACGCGCGUGCAAUUAAGCUCGCGUGCGAGCUGCGCUCAUGCGAGCGCAUAAAUCGUUUCAGCGUGUCGAGGGCCGUUCCUCGUGUCGCCCGCCUUCAAACAACUCGGCCCCGGCGUUUAAUAAAGACAAAGAGAUUUACGUCCUCCGUUGUUAAACAGUGCCAGAUAAACGGUACGAGACAGGCACGAGUCGCGCUUUUCUUCUCUGAAACUCCAGUUUAAUGCCAGAACUGCCACUGCCAGUCACGGCGAUCGAUUUAUAAUUUUUCUUUUCUCACCAUCGGAAUUUUCAUCACAAAACACAGCGAUGCAUCUCUCCAGAAUCUUUUUGUAAUUUCUCAAAUCUUUUUUUUUUCUUAUUUUUAAUGGAGCCUUUAUUAUCGGUGGGGAGAAGAAAGGAGCAAUAUUUCGUCUGGAAUUCUUCUUCUAUAUGUCUGUGAAAUGCCAAAUUCCAAAAAUUCGUUUUAUAUAUAUUGUUCACUGUUGCUUCUUCCAGUUGCAUAAAAUUAAAUCUAACUGUUACUUGAUUCUUGAUAAAAUGGUAAAAAAUCUGAAGUUCUUUGCUUCAAAAAAAAGAAGAAAAAAAGUUAUGAGAUAAAAGGUGCAAAAGUUCUUGAUCUUGUUUCAUAUGUUAAUAUUUAUAAGAUAGCUUUAGGCUUUAGCUAUGUUAAUGUCUCUUAAUCCUUUGAAACUAAAAGCACCUUUCAGAAAGACUAUUAUUGUUCAUCAUUUUCCCGACAUUAUUAAAAUGUCACGUAUUAUGCUCUAAGAAUAAUCGAUGGAAUGGAAUGUCGAUUAAUCGAGAGUUUUUAAAAGAAAAUUUUCUUUUUCCCCAAGAAAGACUACAAAACAAAUAUAGAAAUUCCAGUCAUGUUCAUUCGAAACUUUCGCCAUUUAAAAACAAACUCCAAUAUUUUUAUUCAAAAUAUUUUUGAAACAGUUCGAAACGAACCAUUCUUCUUUUAUCCCUCGUUUCAUAUAGUUUCUCGAAAGAUCAUCGAAAAAACGAUCACGGUGUACUGUUAUUUUGCAGAUGAUCAAGAUUCUACUGUUUACUUCGAUUUCUUCGAUAUAUCUGAAUGUUCGGCAGUGUUCUGGCGUUAACGCGACUGUAAACCCAAUUGUAAAUACAUACUUGCGUGCAUAAGUUUGAUGUGUGAGAUGUCACGACAGAUCGAAUUUAAAAAUAUUAAAAAAAAAAAAGAAAGAACAAGGAAAGAAAGAAAAAGACGAAGAGAUAAGCUCGUUUUCGAAACUGCCUUCGCGAUACGGUUCGUGAGCCACGUUUCAGACAAUCCCACAAAUUCCGUGUAACGUAAUUGGACGAUAUUUCGACCGUAAAAUGGGAAACGAGCUCGGUUUGUAACGGCCGUACGAACUUAACGUUCUCUCGUUCGGCAUCGUUGCAAUUUUCAUGAGGAGAAAAUCUAUAUUCCGUAUUAGCCUUAGUAUAUAUGCGUUUUGUACCAUCGAUCGCGUGCGUUGUUCAUUGAGCAUCGUAUAUUCGUUAAGGCGAAUUAUUUUUACCGUAAUGCGUUCUCCUUUCCUGGGAGAAAAUCGUAUGUGUAAACACGAGUUGUUAGCCGAAGCUUUAAACAAAUAUACAUAUUUUAACCACAA